Molecule: messenger RNA, 2179 nt
Organism: Chenopodium quinoa (quinoa)
Lineage: Eukaryota; Viridiplantae; Streptophyta; Magnoliopsida; Caryophyllales; Amaranthaceae
Product: protein MAINTENANCE OF MERISTEMS-like
Exons: 4
Coding region: 580-1887 (435 amino acids)
Biological process (GO): meristem development; meristem maintenance
Source: RefSeq, a predicted model, not a curated record
AAACCCCAACUCAGAACUCACAUUUUCACCCAACAAAUAUACUUCACUACUUCUCUCUCUACAACUUUCCGGCGUUUUCAAAGCAAUAUGGCCAGUCGGGGAAAGGAUCCGGCGAGGUUUGCGACGGCGCCGGCGAUGGCUGGGAUAACCCAUGCCCCCCAGAUUUAUGGUAAGAAAGGAAGGGAGAUAACUAACAUGAAAUAUGGCUCUGGUGCUAUGCAAACUCGAGUUGGAUGUAAUGAUACUUUUGUUUGGAGGGAGAGGGAGGCUGCACGGUUGAGCCAUCCCAAGAGCUAUGCCAAUAAUGCCCAUUUCGGCGAGGCUAAUCGCCCUUUUGAUGAUGAGGAUUGUUAUGAUGAGGAUGAGGAUGAGGACGAGUAUGAAAAUGAUUCUGAGUUCGAGGUUGGUGUUGAUAAGGUUAAGGGUGGUGUUUAUAAGGUGCCUCCACUGCCAAGGAGAUAGUAUACUGUACACGGAGGUCGUAAAGGAGUGGCAUUUGUCGAAAAUGAGACGAGUACUAGGAAGACUAGUGAUCAGCCUAAACCGGUAGUUGAUGAUUCUUGGAUUGUUAAGGGAGACAUGCCGGGUGGUCCAUCUGAUGGUUCUGUCAUUCCUAGCUAUGGAGGUCAUGUUGCUAGGCGGAUUUGGGAAGGAAAACCAAGGGGUGUGUUAAAAUGCUACAACUUAACCAAUGCUUGUGAGGCUCUUGUUGGAUGGAAAAAGACGGCGUUGCCUUUCAUGCAGGCACGGAUUGAUGCAACUGGAUUGGGUCACUUACCAUCUUGCAUGUUUAAACACAUUGAUAUGCCGUUGAUUUCUGCAUUUGUGGAGCGGUGGCAGCCUGACACAAAUUCUUUUCACUUACCGUUUGGAGAAAUGACGAUUAUGCUGCAUGAUGUAUGGCAGAUCCUCCACAUUCCAGUAGAUGGUUGUUUGAAUACUUCCCAAAGUAGCUCUAAGGAUUUGAUUCAUGAUAUGUCUGAGCUACUUGGAAGGACCCCAGACGAGCUUGUAGUUCCCCCUACACCUCAUUGGAGUGAUGAUGGUGUCUCCAUCGAAUCUAUUCUAGCUUUGUGCCGUGAUGGUACAUUGGUUGGUGAUAUUGAUACAAAGUUCACCAGUUGGAUGUUUUUGAUGCUUGGUUCUUCAUUAUUUGUUGAUAAGAAUGAGAGUAGGAUUAGACCUUCUAGCAUACUUGAGGUAAAUUAUGAUUGUGAUUUAGGAAAGAUUCCUAAGUAUGCGUGGGGUGCUGCAACUUUGGCAUUUCUGUACCGGCAGCUAGGGGUUGCUAGUCGGGGUGCAUGUGAUGGCAUUGCUGGUUGUCUGACACUUCUACAAGCAUGGAUAUAUGAGUACUUCCCUUGUUUCCGACCUCACCAAAAACGACUAACUUGUGGCCCUAAUGACCCUCGCUCUCUUAUGUGGAGCACCAAGAUGGAGGACAAUAGUGAGGCCCGACUACGUUCGAUUCGUACCCAUCUAGAUUAUUUGACAGCCUUGGAGGUGAAUUGGCUGCCUUAUGGUCCUAAUCCUGCUUCCAUUGUGCCAAGGACCUUAUUCCUGGGGUGGCUUCGGUAUCAGGAUAUCAUUGAGCCAUAUAUGCCUGAACGGGUGUUACGCCAGUUAGGCUACAAACAGGUGAUUCCUUCUUCAAUAUCUAGGCCAGAGAAGGCUUACAGGCCAGAGGACAGCAAGUUGUAUAAUGUUGAGUUUCCGGUCAUGGCCACUGAGUCAACUUGGCAAAUCUUUCCAAGAGGAUCCAAGCUAAUUCUCUCCGAGUUUCAGCGUAAUUCAAAUCCUAGUGCCUGCUCUCCAGAAUAUGAUGAUUGGUUCUUUGAUGUAUCACAUCGUUAUUUAGUUGAUGAGGAUUGUUCGAUGGAUCGCUAAAACGCUGCAUAUUGGAUGAGUCAUAUGCUUACACUCAUACAACCUUGGAUGGAUGCUCGAGAUAUUAUGCCAACCAAAGAGACCAGAGAUGUUGCUGGCGAAGUAGAUGAUCUCAUUCGUCAAUGGAACAUAGCUAAAUGAUCUCAUUUGUAAUAUUAAUCAUCUCUCUGAUUUAAUUACUAUCGUUGUAACUAACGAGACUUUUAGUUGAAGGAUAAUUUGGACUUAAAUUUUUAUAUUUGUAUUGUCAUUCGCUUCAUUUGCCUGUUGGUAUUUCUAAUUUUGUUUUUUA